Molecule: messenger RNA, 863 nt
Organism: Achroia grisella
Lineage: Eukaryota; Metazoa; Arthropoda; Insecta; Lepidoptera; Pyralidae
Product: protein RER1
Exons: 6
Coding region: 176-763 (195 amino acids)
Biological process (GO): retrograde vesicle-mediated transport, Golgi to endoplasmic reticulum; protein retention in ER lumen
Cellular component (GO): Golgi membrane
Source: RefSeq, a predicted model, not a curated record
GUCAAGCUUGUCUAGUUGUCACUUGUUUGUCAAUAUCUGUAUCAGAAUCUUUCAAUCUAAAAUCUAAAGUCUUUUUAAGUGAUUCUACAAAGUAGCUAUCAGACUCUUUUUGUUAAUGACUAUCGUACUAUAACUGAAUGCGUGUAUCAAUAAUUUACACUGAAAUCAGAACAAUAUGAUGGACGGAAACGAUUUAGCAUCUGAAACUACAAGAAGGAGUAUUAUUUCCCAAGCCUGGACUCGUAUUUCGCAGGUAUAUCAAGGAACACUAGAUAAAUGGACACCCCACUCAAAAUCAAGAUGGAGUGGAAGUAUAUUUCUUUUAUUGGUUUUUAUGCUAAGAAUAUUCACAAAACAAGGGUGGUAUAUAGUCACAUAUGCUCUUGGAAUUUAUCAUUUGAAUCUGUUCAUUGCAUUCCUGACACCAAAGAUAGAUCCUGCUAUGGAUUUUGAUGGUGACGAUGAUAAUGGUCCAGCUUUACCUACUAGAUCAACUGAGGAGUUUAGGCCCUUCAUACGAAGAUUGCCAGAAUUUAAAUUUUGGCUUUCUGUUACCAAAAGCACACUUGUUGCCAUUGGGUGUACUUUUAUUGAUGCUUUUAAUAUACCAGUAUUCUGGCCGAUAUUAGUUAUGUAUUUUAUUACACUAUUUUGUAUCACCAUGAAGAGACAAAUCAAGCAUAUGAUCAAGUACCGGUAUCUACCGUUUACUCACAGCAAGCCCAAAUACAAAACUGUGGAAUCCACAGUUACUGUGAACUGACGAAACACCUGGCUACCUAUCCAUAUAAAGCGGAGUGCAUAGUUAAAUUAAAUUAAAAGCUGUUGUAUGAUUCUAUAAAUACAAUUUUUAUUAUAAUAUU